Molecule: messenger RNA, 4018 nt
Organism: Pocillopora meandrina
Lineage: Eukaryota; Metazoa; Cnidaria; Anthozoa; Scleractinia; Pocilloporidae
Source: the annotation of a GenBank genome assembly
AUGGAUCGAAAAUUUUGUUUUGAAAUAAUUGUGUUUUCCGUUUUGAUCCGAAUGUAUGGAGCUUUAGAAAAUUUAGCGUUUGAAAAUUAUUUCUUACUAACGGAUACAUAUUACGAAAGGAAAAUCGUUUUGGACGAUGUGAGAAAAAUUUAAUAAAAGUGUAAUACUUUUCCUAAUUAAGUUUUACUCAAAAUGAAAUCUUGGCAAGGUACUGUUUCGAAAAGGAACGCGUAGAGAAUCAUUUGGCAAAAAAAGCGGCGUUUAAGACGCGAAGGGCAUGUUUUCUUUUGCACUUUUAUUAUUUUCAUGUCAUUAUUCCCCUCUUCUAGGAUGACGAUUUCCGACAGCCGACCAUGGUUCAUCAGAAAUGUUUUUGUUUGUUUGGUUUUGGUCAUUUAUUUGGUUUACACUGUGUAUUUUAUGGAAAUAAGAUUUUCAGAAGAUCAACAUGAACGAGUAUUGACUCAUUACGAAAGGGUAAAAAAUUUUUAAAAAAAUUAAAAAGCUAACUGCAAAGCAUUAUUUACUGAGGAUGCAAGGUCAAUUUGGUACUGCCACUUUCUGAAACAAGUUUUGAACAAGAUUAAAAUGUUUAAAGAAAAUGUAAAAUACCUCUAAAAUUUCUCUCUAACUGUUAAUCAGGACGGCUUCGAACCAAUACAAAUUGCUUAGAACCUUAAGAGGCUUCAGCUAUCAAAUUUAUAAUCUAUAAUUAUUGCCAGUAUAUAUUACUUUUUUCUCCGAUUAUACACAAUUAUUGUCAACAGAUGAUGAAAAAUAAACACAACAUAACCGCGUCUCCUUUGGAUUUAGUAAUGCAUAUGAGACGAACGAAAUACAAAAAAGUGUCAGAAUAUAUACCAAAAUACAAUCUGCUGAAUUUCUUCGAAGGCAAUUCUGAAAAAAACUAUUAUUUUUCGACGAUAAGAACUUUGCAGGAAUAGAUUAUUGGCUUCAAAAUUCCUUAGACCGAAAAAUUCAGGGAUUGGGAAGAAACAGAAAAUACAGCAGUAUUAAUCCUUACGUUUAUUUCGCUUUUAGUACAAAGUUUAGAAAUGGAUUGAAACCUUUGUUUGGAAAUAUUCGUAUUUUUCCGUUUAGAUCAGAGGGGAUGGAGCUUUAGCAAAUAUAGCAUCAAUAUAGAUAGUGUAUUCUCCAAGCCCAGGUGUCACUAUUGUAAAAUCCCAUUUUGUCAAUGUGGAACGAAAAAAAAGCUUGAUACCUUUUUCAACGUUUUGGCGUGGUACCUUGUAAAAUAAAAAGCGUAAAAAAGCGUAUAACCCUAACUAACAAUGAAGCGCUUCGGCUACAUGUCAAAAUUAUGUUCUUUAGCACAUUGUAUACUUCAUCUUUGCAUUCUUCAUCUUUACAUACUUCAUCUUCUCGGAUAAAGUUUUUUUGGGUUUGUUUUGUAUUGCCUAUGUGUUCUAUCUUUAUAGCAAAACGCGGUUUUCAGGAAUUCCACUUGGACUACCAUCGUCGACAAUAACGAAGGGCAAAAGUGAAAUAAGUCACAAAAACAAAAAAGCUGAUAACUCUAAACCAUGAUUAACUGAGGAUGUGAAAUCAAACCCGUCAGAGUGUUGCUACUACUCCAAGGUGAAUCAAGUUAUCAAUAAAGAUUAACUUCAAGGAAAGAAUUGUAAAUAUCUGGAAAAUUCGUGCGAGAUUUCCAAUCAUGAUGGGAUUGGCAAUUGCUUACAGCUUAGAAACGCGAAUGGCUAUGACUGAAAUAUUUUACACAUAGUGUUAUUAUCGAUGUACAUCACUUUUUUUCCUUAUUACAUCCUACAAAAAUACAACAUCAUUCAAUAGAAGGGCAUAGCAUCAGUCUUAAACGUCCUUUGUCCUCUCCACUUCUUUAUUGUUGGUACUAUUCUUCACUGUAUAAUCUCGCCUUAAGUAUAAUUAUAGCAUUGACACCACGGUUUUUUAGAGUGCAACGAAAUGAAGAAAUGGAAGAAAAUGAUAAAAAGUUGUCUUCUGAUGUCGACACAAAAAAGUGAAGAGUGAGAGUUUCCACAUACGAGGGACUUAGCAGCUAAAACAUAGAGGAAAAAAGUCAUUUCAAAGUUCUCUUGCUUAAAAUGCUGAAAUGUAAACAACUUCAUUUCUGAUUCACUUUAUGACUUUUUUUUCCCACUUUCAGAUUAUUUAAAGACAAUAUAGGAAUAAACACAACUUCCAUCUUUCAUGUACGGAAAUUAAAUCAAUCAACUGUCUUUUCAAAAAACAACGAUCUUGCUUUCGAAACCACACCUGCUACACUCUCUGCUAUCUGUGAGUCAAACUUGUUCAGUAGAAAGAUGUUUUGUGUUCAACAACGUUUGUAUUCAUUGAGGGAGCUUAUCAAAUUUUACUAAUUUCCCAAAUCCUUGAAAUUCAAUUUUGGCAGAGAGGAAAGCAGCAGACUUGAUGAGCCGAACACAAUUUCAAGAUGAGAAAAGGUUAAAUGAAGCUCGAAAAGAAGAUUAAGGACAAUAUUUUCAGCCUCUUUCGAAAAAUUUUAAGAUUCCAUGUAUACGAAUUCAUAACUUUUCAAUCAACUUUGCUCCUGCUUUUCAUGCAAAACUGAUCAAUUUUAACUGUAAAUAGUAAAAAGAAAUUCACUACAGUAAAAAAAUCAUGCCAUUUUAAUGAUAAUUUACAUCACAUCAUGUGGGCGAAUAUUUGUCAUAAUGGGAAAUAACAUUGUUGAAAAGAAUAGACCUUCUUUAGGAAGCUGCAAAAAUACUUACUCUAAGUAUACUGUAGUACACUAUACAUGGUAAGUAUACUAUACUCAAAUCUUUAGAACAUGGAAUCGUCGAAGUGAUCAAACAGCGGUGGCAUUAACAGAGAAUAUAAUAAUCACCAGGAAUGGAUUUCCUCACAAGGAAGGUAAUAAAUCCGCGUCAAUCACGCACAAGCAAGAAACUAGGAUUUCAUCUACAACAUCUUAUGGUAAACUUUCGGUUAUGUAAAUUAUGCGAGGCGCGCAACUUUCUUUGUCGAGCUUUCAUCUUCGCAACUCGACCAUACGAAUUUGCUCUCUUGGAACUUAAGGAUUGUUUUAAGAAUAGCUGAAAAAUAUCAAAAUCAGAGGAAACAAAACAAUGCUGGAAGAUUUUGCUUAAAAGUAAUUAAGGGACGCUCACACAAAAAGUUUGAAAUUCUUCAUACACCGCUUGAGAUAGGAUACUCGAAAAAAAAAAGUGGAAUAUUGUGCAAUAUGUCAGCUAAGCUCUUUGUAUUUCCGAAGUGAAUAAGCGAAACACUGUUAAACGAUUGCUGUUGACUUUCUUUACACGCAUUCAUUGAAAUUGAAAAAUUUGUCUAUUUUACUUGCAGGGACGGAGAAACAAAACGCCAUUUAGGGAAAGCGAUAUUUGCUGCCUACGUUCUGGCGUUGUUGAUGGGAAACUUCGUUCUCACUUAUAUCAUUCGAACAGAUAACUCUUUGAAGACCACAACAAAUUGUUUGAUUACGAACCAGGCAUAUGCAGAUGUAAUGCUAAAGUUUUAGAGCUACCGUAUUCUCUUCAUCAUAGAAUAAUGGACAGUUAAUGGUUUGGAGGAGUUUUUUAUUUCAUAACUUGCAAGAUGAGUUUAGCUGUUCAAUUUUCUAUAACGCAAUUUUCAAUAUGGAUGCUUUUCUCCAUUGCAGUUGAACGUUUCCAUUCAGUUAUUCUACCUCUGCGACAGUCACCUAUAUCUACACGUUUAAAAGAAAAUUUUGUGAUUCUCUGCAUAUGGUCUAAUGGUUCUUCUUUUUUCUUCAUUAAAGCUGAAAACUUUGAAAAAAGUCGAACAAUCUUAUUAUUGUGAUUUAUCACUCCUGUUAAGUAAUUAGACUGUAUUCAACAUUGCCUCCCUUAUUUUACGUGUUACAUUGCCUUUUUUGAUAAUGGUAAGUCUUUACGCGGCUGUGUGCUCGAAACUGUGGUCUAAUAAAGUUCCUGGAGAUGAACCCAAUCAGAUCGAAGCUCACGGAAUAGAAAAAAGAGUCACUGAGAUGAUGAUUGUGACGUUAGCAUGA